This is a messenger RNA of Nomia melanderi (Alkali bee), 4735 nucleotides long. RefSeq names its product leucine rich repeat protein connectin (gene Con). Gene Ontology annotation, molecular function: protein binding. The record is from RefSeq and is a predicted model, not a curated record. Lineage: Eukaryota; Metazoa; Arthropoda; Insecta; Hymenoptera; Halictidae.
GGUUCGGUAGCAUCGCGUCAGCUCGGCUUCACGCCUCUCGUGCGUCCAAUCGGAUCGCUUGCUCUCUCUUUCUCUCCAUAGAUCGUCUCGAGUGUUCCCGCGCGUCAUCCUCGUGCUCCUCUCGUCUUUUAUCAUUCGACGUUGCAACAUUGGAAAACCGUUGUGCACCUUCCCAGAACACGUGAGACGCCGCGCAGUGCUGCUCGUGUGAGAUAGUGUUGUGAGAAGGUUACACCGCAUCGCGAGAAAUAGUCUGAUUUAUCAUCCGGUGUUUCCUGCCGGCGGAUGUUUUAGAAAACCCUUGGGUCUCGUUGAACCGGGAACUGCUGACGCGAAACUCCCCGGUAAAAGGUUCAACGCGCGGUGCGCAUCGAUAUUUCCCUCCGGAAAGUAAUCCUGUUAUUCGACCCUUUGGAUUAAGAUACCCACGAUAGCAGCGAUGAAGCAAUCACCGUGGAUUUCCUUGAUUUUUCAAGCGUUGCUAGUCAUCUCGUUGCUGUCCUCGGGUCUAUCCGCGUCAACGAGAUCGCGUGGGAAGAAAAAGGUCGCGAAGGAGACGAAGGAGAUGAACAUUUGCGAGAUGCAGGGCCAGGAAGUAGCGAUCUUUUGCUACUGCAACAGCAACGCGAUCAGGAACGCUUCGGAAGCUAAAUGCCUGGUCCUGAAGUCGAUCAAUCUGAACGAUCCGACCUGGAAUUACUUCAGCUCGCAGAUCUAUCUGCAAGAAUUGACGUUCAACGUACAGACGAACAGUCUGGAGUACAUACCUACGCAGUUGCUCCGGCAAUUGAAGAAUCUGCAGAAGAUCGCAUUCCAAUAUGCGAAGAUCGACAUGCUCGCCGAGUACGCAUUUUCGAAUCUGUCCACGAUCACGGAGAUCAAUUUGAACAGCAGUUCCGUAUCGGCGCUUAAGAUGCACGCGUUUGAAAACAUGAGGAACCUUUCCAUCAUCAAUUUGAAUGACAACAAGAUUGCCGAGAUUAACAGGGAAACGUUCAUCAAUCUGCCCUCGAUGAAGAGCCUGUUCCUCUGCCGGAACAACAUCAGCACCCUCCAUGACAGAGCCUUCAUGCACCUGACUUCUUUGGAGGAACUGGAACUAUCCGAGAAUCAGAUCAAAGUGAUCACCAUUGACAGUUUCCACGGACUAAGGAGUUUGCAGAGGUUGGACCUGCGGAACAAUUUGAUCGACAUGAUAGGCGAUCGCACCUUCGUCGAAAUGUCCAUGCUGCGCGAGCUCAAGUUGGACUCCAAUAGGAUCGUUUACAUAUCGAAGAAGGCUUUGGACGGACUGAGGAACUUGAGGAAGCUUGGUCUAAGUGAUAACAAAUUGACCAAUCUGGAGCCUGACUUUCUGGCUGGUGCUCCAGGUGUCUAUUUCUUGGACCUCAGGGACAAUAGACUGAAGACCAUCACCUUUGAUAACAUUAAGCCCAUUGCUACCAACCUGUACAACAGCUCUAGUCACUUCUUCGUCACUGGCAACGAACUGAUCUGCGACUGCAAGCUGGCAUGGAUAUGGGGUCUAAGGAACGAGACGAAGAACACAAACCUGCGGGACGCGCUGGAGAAGCUCACUUGCUUCCUGGAGAGCAAUAACGCAUCGCAGAAGAUCAACAACGUGGACCUCGAAAGGAACGAGGCUCUCGACAUCGCGCAAAAUCCAAAGGAAUAUCUUGCCGAGAACUUCAGAGGCGGGAACAUCGGGGACGCCGGCGCUUACUUGAACGACGAGAACGAGGGCGACGACGGAUACGAGGAUUCCUCGUCGAAUUCCGAUUUUCAGCCAAAGGUCCAGGUGAUAGAAGGUAAAUCGAUGCAGGUGAAGAACCUGUUCGAGCUGAAAAUCGAGGAGCUGCCUUGCCCGAAGCCCACCAGGGAGGAUCUAAUGGCCUCAGAACAGCCGUCGAGUCGCCACGAAAACGCUCCCGUGGGAUCGUCCGGCUCCAUCUGGUUCUCGUCCGCGUCGCGGCCGAUCCAUCCCGAGCUGCCCGUCCUGGUGUACUCGUUGGUCCUGCUUCUGUCGGUCCUCUUCACGUAGAAUCGGCUACGCAAGCCGGACUACCCACUAAGCAGAUCAGAAGGACGGCCCACGGACGAGGACGAGUACGAGGAUGACGAGGGGGUGGAGGAGGACAGGGAGGAGGAUGAGGAUGACGACGAUCGUUACCGGUAUCCCGGAACGCGAGCAUAAAAUCGAACCCGGACCGGUGCACGGUAUCUGUGUGUGUGUGUGUGUGUGUGUGUGUGUACAAGAGCGUGUACAUCUGUUUCUCCGCGUAUGCGUGUGUGUAUGGUUACGGUAUGCAUGUGUGAGACCUGCGUACGCACGCAAGUGCGUGUGUAUGUAGUAAGCGUUAAUCGUCGCGUUGCGUUCUCAGCCAAUAGACUAACCCGUUGACCGAUCCGCGGGAGGGUCCGACGCGCAAUUAGCGUUGUCCUCUGACCUAGAACAAGAGAAAAAUCUAAAAGAACUAAGGAAACCUAUAUGCAUAGCGUUAUGCAUCAAAAAUCCUCCAAAGAAAAACAUGGUAGAAGGGACUUAAUGCAUAGCGUUAAGCAUCGAGCAUCCUCCUGAGAAUAAAGAUAGACCCAAGGAAACAAAAGGACUCUCAAGGUGUACGAUGCUAAGCAUCUAUCGUCCUAUAAGCGACGACGGGAAACCGAACAAACCAUGAUAAAGCAACGGAACCUUCGAAAUGCAUAGCGUUACGCUUCUCAUCGUCCUCUACCCAACUCCUUUGCUGUCCUUCGCGAAGAACACGCCAAGGCGACGCUACAGAUCGUUGAAAGAAGGAAUCUAGAACGCAGUCACGAUCGAAUCAACCUGACGCUCGCCAGUGCGCGUCAUCAUACUCUAACUGUUCCGCCCGGAAGAACCCGAGUUGAUCCUGGGUUCGCCCGGAGGGGAGCGAGUCAGCUAUAGCUCUCGACCUGGCAUUCCGCGGGGCGAACACUCGCCAAUACGCGUCGCCGGUUUUCUUUCUCGCGGCGAGGACGCUCGGUGUCGUGCGCGCGUCGCGUCGAUUCGUCCAUCGGGGAUCGAUGGAUCCUCCGCAACUGGCGACGAUCUUUCGAUCAGGCCGCGCACGCUCAGGAUCGACGGAUCGAGGACACCUGCACCGCCGACGCGCGGAGAGAUUCGGAAAGGAUAUCGGGCCGAGGACGGGCACGCUGUCUGAAUACCUUGAACGAACGUUCGGAUUCCAUUUCCGUGGCGGAUCGUUAUCGCCGCACGUUUGUAGGACGCUCGCGACGUGUACUCGAUAGGCGACGCUUUCUCCUUUUCGAGGCUUCGCGUUUGUUUCUUUGGGACCCGUGGGGCUUUGGUCGAUCGUUUAUCCCUGUUUGCAUCUGACGGGGCAUCUGGGUAUCUUAUUCUCCUUUUAUUCCUUCUUAACUCGUUUUUUAUAUGUAUAGAGAUGUGUAUAAUUAUUGGAUUAAUUGAGGAUGGAUUUCCGUUUAUUGUUCCUUAGAUACCGUGCCAUUUAGCGUCUGGCUAUCUUCUUUAUCUGAUCCUGUAUUCUUUGAGGUCUAUUUUCUUAAAUAUAUUUCACUCUUCGUUCGAUUUACAGAUGCUGUUAGUUACCACAUUAGAUUUUUCUUUUAUUUAGAUACCAUGGGAAUUAGGUGCUUCCUAGUCAUCUUUUCUCAUUCCAUCGAAACGUAAAUGUUACGUAAUUACUAUCUUUGUUUCAUUCUUUAGACGCCCAAGUUAGCGCUUUUUUCAUUUUCUCAUUCUAUCGAUAUAAAAAUGCUACAUAACCGCAAUAUCAUCUUCUCCCAUUUUCUCUCCGUAUUAAUAUACAAAUAUUUCAUUGUGAUUAUAAUAAUUGAUACAUUGGAUUCCUGCUGUUUCUCUAGGUACGCGAGUUGAGUGUUUCCUGGUUACUACAGCCAUCCUUUCCGUACCGGAAACACUCCGGAACUCAUCCAUGUCGCGUCCACGACCGAACCUGUCGGAGUUUCUGCGGACCGUUCACGGUGCACGUGUGUGCGCGGUAGCACAAGGUUUUUCGCGAGUUCGUGGCAAUUCCUCGGCGCGUAUCAGUCCUCGCGAGGCUCACCCGUUCUCCGUGGAAACAAAGUUUCGCCGAUCGGGGGACGAUCCCACGCGAAGCUUAGUCAAUUCCCCGUGCAAUCGCGCUGCUUUUAUCGUCGGUGAGAUAUCGUCUCGGAUCGCGCGGCGGGAAAGUUUCUCGGAUCGGAACCCGGGCAAGUCUUCGAUCGCCGAACUCAUGGCCGCGACAACCGACACCCGCUAAAAUAUCUUAUUUUCACUUACUUUCGUUUAUUUAAAUACGUCGCGCGCGGAAAUGAACGUUGGAAACGUUAACGAACGUUAAAAGGAAAGGUGAGGCGAGGUAAAAAUUUUUAUGUAAACUUUCAUGGAAAUUUGCGAAGAAAUAAAUUCACGAUUUAAUUAUCGGUAAACCGUGGAUUUUAAUAUUUUCAAAUUUCCAAUAUUCCGACUGCCGGUAAUUCUUUUAUUUAUAUUUUUGUAUAAAAUUCUCGGAACGGUUGAUCCAAUUUCAAUAAUUGCCUCGAUUCGUUUAACUAGUUAGAGAUAUUGCACGAGGCCUAGUCGAAAAAUUUGGAAAAUCAUAUUUUCCGUUUCCCACGGAGCGGGAAAUUCGGCAACAAUUUUCUCGCGUAAGAUAGACACGGGGGAUGCCAUAUUAGCAAAGUUCGUGAAAUUUAAUAAAAUUAUUGAAACGCGAUUCCCCGUAGCCAG